AGAAUGCCGCCGUCGCAGCUGAAGCGGCUGAAAAGCUCGCUCCGCGAACAAGGCAUCACGGGCCCGCAAAAGUCCAAGAAGCAGAAGAAGUCGCAGGCCAAGAACGCCGACCAGCACCAACGGAGAGCCUCUGCGCUGGCCUCGAUCCGCGAAUCAUUCAAUCCGUUCGAGUUCAAGCACCUUGCGCGUCCCCACAAGCAUGAGUAUGUGUCUGCGCAGGCAGAGAAUGCGCCCAAGAAGAUCCUCGGCCGGCCUGGUGUCACCAAGAGCCAGGGCGAGGAAGCCCGCAGGAAGUCGCUGCUGCCAGAGAUGCAUCGCAAAAACAAAGUCGGAGGUAUCCUGGACAGACGCAUUGGAGAAGACGAUCCGACCAUGAGUCUCGAGGACAAGAUGAUGGCGCGCUUUGAGAGGGAGCAGCAGCGCAAGAGGGGUGGCAAUGUGUUUGAUCUCGAGGACGAUGCCGACGAGGUUCAGCUGACCCACGGCGGGCAGUCGCUGCGUUUUGACGACGACAUUGGUGAGGAGGACUACGAUGCGGCGAGUGUUGCUGGCUCGAGCGAUGACGAGGAUGGCUUCUUGAAGAAGAAGAGGCGGAGAGACGAUGUCGACGGCGAGGCGGAUGGCGAGGCGCCUGCCGAGGAGCAGCCAGAGCGGAAGAAGAGCAAACAAGAGGUCAUGAAGGAGGUUAUCGCCAAGUCGAAACAGCACAAGUACGAGCGUCAGGCACAGAAGGAGGACGAUGACGAGCUGCGAGAUGAGCUUGACAAGGAUCUCAACGACGUUCUGGCUGCGCUGCGUGGACACAUCAACAAGAAGCCUGAGGCUGAAGCACCCAAGAGCUCGCAACUCAACGACUUUGGAAUGAAUGCUGACCGCGCAGCGCUUCUUGCGGGAGCGACACAACAAGACAAGGACAGGGAGUACGACACGAGGGUGCGCCAGCUGCUGCAAGACCAGCGUGCGAAGCCGACGGAACGGACAAAGACGGACGAGGAGAAGGCCAAAGAGGAGGCCAACCGUCUGAAGGAGCUCGAGCAAAAGCGCAUGAAGAGGAUGCGUGGAGAGUCGAUCAGUGAUGAUGAAGAGCCACGCAAGAAGGGUGUCGAGGAGUCUGAUGAAGACGAUGAGGACGAGAGUCUGCCGGACGACGCCGCUGAGUUUGGACUCAAAGCUCCUGGGCAGCUCCGACCAGAAGGUGUCGAAGACGAGGAUGAUUUUAUCAUGGACGACGACCUCAUUGCUACCGAUUCUGAAGCUGAUAUAUCCGAUGACGGGUCUGACGCUGGCUCGGCUGUCGAUGAUACCAUGGCCAUGGACGACGACGACGCAGACUUUCUCAAGGAUGUCAUGCCAGAGCGCAAGGAGCAACCCAAGGCAGUCAAAGGCGUGCUCAGUCUCAGCGCCGAGCCCUCUUCGAAGCUGGCUUUUACGUAUUUGUGUCCGCGAUCACACGAAGAGCUGCUAAAGGUCUUCAAGGAUGUUGCUGCCAACGAUACCUCGACAGUUAUUCAGAGGAUACGAGCGCUCUACCACGCCGGUCUCCAUACCGACAACAAGAACAAGCUUGCCGACUUUGCUUGUGCGCUCAUUGACCAUGUCUCAUACCUCUCGAACCAGACGCCAGCCGCGCCCCUGGCAGUGAUUGAGGCCAUUAUUCGUCACGUUCACUCCAUGUCGCGCUCGUACCCUGUGCAGAUUGCGACCAAAUUCCGAGAGCACUUGAAGCAGCUGCAGGCCUCCAACGACCCUACGCCAGGUGACCUCGCUGUUCUGUCUGCUAUUGGCUCCAUCUUCCCUACCUCUGAUCACUUCCACCAAGUCGUCACGCCAGCCAUCACUCUCAUGGCACGCUGGAUGGGCCUUGGCUCGCCGGCCUCGACCAAAGACGUUGCUACUGGUGCUUUUAUUGGUGCAUUGUGUCUGCAGUACCAGAUGCUAUCAAAGCGAUACAUUCCCGAGUUCAUCCGCUAUACUGGACUCUGCCUUAGUUCGGAACAUGCUACGCCUGCGCUUCUAGCCGCUCACAGCAAGAAUGUAAUCACGGCUGCCGAACUCUGGGGUGCGUCGACAGCGUUUAUCGAGAUUUUCACACCCCUCCUGGCACCUCUGGAGGCGGCCAAGCAAACUUCAACACUGCAAAACGUACAUGCACGCCUCUCGCUUGCGCGGUCUAAACGACGUCCUCUCCUGCUCCACAACCACCGGCCGCUCCCCAUCAAAUCCAACAUUCCCAAGUUUGAAGAGUCGUUUGAUCCCAACCGCCACUACGACCCCGACAAGGAGCGGUCGGAAGCCAAGAAGCUGCAGAAGGAGUACAAGCGCGAGCGGAAGGGAGCGCUGCGCGAGCUACGCAAGGACGCCAACUUCAUUGCUCGGGAGAGCCUCAAGGAGAAGAAGGAGAAGGAUCGUGCGUACGAGACCAAGUACAGGCGGCUGGUGGCAGAGAUCCAGGGCGAAGAGGGCAGGGAGAAGAACACCUACGAGAGGGAGAAGAAGGCGAGGAAGAGGUCGUAG
Exserohilum turcica Et28A is the source of this 2514-nucleotide messenger RNA. RefSeq lists its product as uncharacterized. Gene Ontology annotation, biological process: maturation of SSU-rRNA. Gene Ontology annotation, cellular component: nucleolus; small-subunit processome; Noc4p-Nop14p complex. Bases 4 to 2514 code for a protein of 836 amino acids. The record is from RefSeq and is a predicted model, not a curated record. The transcript has a single exon. NCBI's taxonomy places the organism in Eukaryota, Fungi, Ascomycota, Dothideomycetes, Pleosporales, Pleosporaceae.